Molecule: messenger RNA, 1887 nt
Organism: Castor canadensis (American beaver)
Lineage: Eukaryota; Metazoa; Chordata; Mammalia; Rodentia; Castoridae
Source: RefSeq, a predicted model, not a curated record
GGCGACUGUGGACCUCAGGACGGCAGCAGCGGCUUAGAGUCCUGCCUGUGCCCUCUGGAGGUGGACGUGGCCCAGGCGAUCAGAUACGGCGGCGAUGCCUUGGUGGCAGGGUUCCCGGAGGCCCGGUGGGAGCAGCUGGAGUUGACUCGGUGUGCGUCCCCCCUGAAUCCCGGUUCUUGGGAGGCGGAGGCAGGAGGAUGGCACCCAGCACCUGGCCAGCGGGGUCCUCCAUUUCCCUCUGGAUUUCCCCUCCUUGCAGACCCUGUCUCGGUCCCUGAGGUCACCUUGGAGAAGGAGCCACUGGGCCCAGACGGGAGACGGCUGGUGGCCCUGCUGGGACAGCCGCCGCAGCUGGCACUCCCAGAAGGCUGCCGGGGGCCAGCGCCGGGUGCCGCGGUCACUCACUUCGUGAGAGUCCAUAUGCUGUCCUGCCGGUGCCAGCCCAGGGCCACCAGGACCCUUCGCCUGGGGAAGCCCUUCUUCCUGUCGGGAUCCGCCUAUGACGUAGCCGUGUUCUCCAAGACUCGCUUCGGCCCCGGUCCCAACCGCACGUGGCACCUGCCCGCCGAGGACCACGCAGAGCCCGGGUCUCUGAAUGUCACUAGUGGAGCCGAUGGCACUGCCCUGAGCUGGGCAGCGCGGCCUCCGGGCACCGUUUAUUGCAUUGAAUGGCGGCCACGGAGCCAGAACGAGAGCCAGAGUCACUGCAUGGUGACCACGCCCCAGGACGGGGACCCCUGGUGCACAGGUAAGGGUCAGCACCUCAUGGUGGCUCAACUGGCCUCUGUUAUGGUGUCCCGGCAGGCUGCAGCCUCCAGGGACAUUGAGUCCCAGGGAACUGUCACCACUUUCAAGAAGUCACACCCUCGUAAUGAUGUCACCUCCAGGGUGUUUUUAAAUAUCCAAGGGAGCCCCAUGGAGGACAAGGGCGUUGCAGUGGGUGGGGACGGGCUGGGGACGGCACAGGGAGGAGAUCCAGGAGGGGGGCAUUGGUGCGAGGGUUUUGCAGCAUGUGUAGGAGUUUCCUAUGAGCUCUUAGUGCGUAGGGACACAGAUGGACUUAGUGUCCUGUUUUCCUGCUCUUCCUUCCAGUGCCCACGUCUGGAAUCCCACGCCUGUGGCGAUGGACGGGAGGAGUGCUUCCACGUCACCAUCUUUGCCUCGAUGCACCCAGACAAGCCCACAUCAUGGUCGUCCGUCCUGUCUUCCUUCUUCUUUGGGGGCAAUGCCUCGGUGGCCGGGACACCACAGCACGUGUCCGUGAGGAACCACAGCCAGGACUCCGUGUGGGUCACCUGGACGCCGUCCCCCCUGAGCCACUGCCCCGGUGUCCUGCGAGGCUACGUCGUCCAGUGCCGCGAAGAAGCUGGAGGCCGGGUGUCAGAGUGGCAGGUGCGGCCCACCGAGACCCAAGUGACCCUCCAGGGCCUGCGUGCGGGUGCGGCUUACGUGGUCCAGGUGCGUGCGGACACGGCAUGGCUUCGGGGCACCUGGAGCAGACCCCAGCACUUCAGCAUCGAGGUGCAGAUAUCCCAGCUGUCCAUCGUCUUCGCGUCCCUGGGAAGCUUCGUGAGCAUCGUCCUUUUGGGCACCCUUGGGUACCUAGGACUGAGCAGGGCCGCGUGGCACCUGUGUCCACCCCUGCCUACACCCUGUGCCAGCUCGGCUGUGGAGUUUCCUGGCGGCCAAGGGGAGCAGGCUCAGGGUUUCCGGGUCGCCUGGAGACAAGGUUCAGGGCCUUCACUGAUUGGUCCACGUGGACCUUGGCACGUGCACUCGCCAGGCCGGGUGUCCCUCUCCCCAGCUGAGUCCACACUUUGUCACCAGUGUACCUCGCCCGACACACCUGUUUGUCGGCAUCCAUUAAAAGAAGGCCUCUCUGGGUAG